Babesia microti strain RI is the source of this 1914-nucleotide messenger RNA. Its product is annotated as RIX7, NVL, ribosome biogenesis ATPase. The record is from RefSeq and is a predicted model, not a curated record. The transcript is spliced from 8 exons. Bases 1 to 1914 code for a protein of 637 amino acids. Gene Ontology annotation, molecular function: ATP binding; ATP hydrolysis activity; preribosome binding. Gene Ontology annotation, cellular component: nucleus. Lineage: Eukaryota; Apicomplexa; Aconoidasida; Piroplasmida; Babesiidae. Gene Ontology annotation, biological process: ribosome biogenesis.
AUGCCUCGCAGACUCUUAGAAUCUAGAAUUUUAUCCUUAUCUAAGUCUCAAGGAUGGCAAUGGCCUCCUUCUGAUUUAACACUAGAUGAAAUUUGUGAUCGCCUCAGAUCCGCAUAUCCAGACUAUCAACGUCAGAAGAAAGGACAAUUUUUUAAAUAUUUAUCCAUGCUAGCACACCAGCAUGAUGGAAAUUCGCUCAAUAACAAUUUUUGUAAAUUGUACGAUAAAACAAAACCCGUUAAGGAAACAGAAGACUAUGAUAUUUUACCUGAAACUGGAAUUAAAACUAGACUAUCAGAUAUAGGUGGAAUUGAUUCACUGCUGAUAGAAAUUAGAGAUUUAAUAAUUAGGCCCUUGCUAUAUCCAAAAAUAUAUACCCAUUUAGGAAUUCAACCUACAAGAAAUGUAUUAUUGCAUGGCCCUCCAGGGUCAGGUAAAAGUAAAUUGGCAGAAGCCAUCGCAGGAGAAAUUCAAUGUCCAUUAUUUAGGGUUACAGCUACCGAAAUUGUCAGUGGAAUGUCUGGCGAAUCUGAAUCUAGACUUAGAAAAUUGUUCCAAGUAGCCCGUCAAUAUGAACCUUGUAUAAUAUUCCUAGAUGAGCUAGAUUCUAUUACUCCCAAGAGAGAAAUUGUAACUAGAGAAAUGGAAAAAAGAAUUGUUGCUCAGCUUGGAGCUUGUCUAGAUCAGUUGGCAGAAUCUCAUGUAAUAGUCAUUGGCGCAACAAAUCGGCCUGAAAGUGUUGAUCCAAUGAUAAGAAGGAAUGGUAGAUUUGAUAAGGAAUUAGCUCUUGGAAUUCCCAAUUUAAAGGCUAGAGAAAGUAUUUUUCAGGCACUAAUUAAAAACGUGAGGACUGGGCCUUUAGAUUUACAUAAAUUAGCAGUGAUGACACCAGGGUUUGUUGGUGCUGAUCUGCAUUCUGUCACCAGAGAAGCAGCAGUUGUGACCAUUAAUCGCAUUUUUGAAACUCAUGAUCCGGAAAUUUUUAAUGAUGUUGAUAAAGCUCCUAUGGAUACUAAAGAUUUAUGUGUUAUACAGCAGGACUUUGAAACCGCAAUAUCCCGAGUACAACCAUCGGCUAAGCGUGAGGGGUUUGCCACAAUUCCAGAUGUUACAUGGGCUGAAGUUGGAGCUUUGACUAAUCUCAAAAGGGAAUUAGAGGAACGUAUCGUUUCGCCGAUUAAAUAUAAGGAAAUGUAUAUGAAAUUUGGUAUUGGAAUUCCCGCUGGAAUAUUACUCUAUGGCCCACCUGGAUGUGGUAAAACCCUAUUAGCUAAGGCUAUUGCCAGGGAAAGUAAUGCGAAUUUUAUAUCCAUUAAAGGGCCUGAAUUGUUGAAUAAAUAUGUCGGUGAAAGUGAAAGGGCGGUGCGCUUAAUAUUCCAACGUGCUGCCACCAGUGCCCCCUGUAUAAUUUUUUUUGAUGAAAUCGACUCUAUUUGUCCCAAAAGAGGGAUAGAUAAUAAUUUGGCAUCUGAACGUGUUGUAAAUCAAUUGUUAACAGAAAUGGAUGGAGUUCAGUCCAGAGAAGAUGUAUACGUAAUAGCCGCAACUAAUCGGCCUGAUAUUAUUGAUCCUGCAAUGUUGCGUCCAGGUCGAUUAGAUAAAUUAUUUUAUGUGCCAUUGCCUGAUGAACAAAGUCGCGUUGAAAUAUUAAAGACGGUAACAAAAUUAAUGCCUAUUUAUGAUGGGAUAGACUUUGAGAGAUUUGCCAAGCAAACUAAAGGAUUUAGCGGUGCAGAUUUGGCCUGUUUGGCAAGAGAAGCUGCAUUAAGUGCAUUAGAAGAUAUUAAAUUAUAUGAUAAAGAUGUUAAGAUGUCAAACGUACAUUUUGAAAGGGCAUUGGCCAAAACGAAGCCAUCAGUAUGCCAAGAAGAUUUGAAACUUUAUUGUGGUUUGAAUAAUCCCCAAAGAUUUUGA